AUGUACUAUCAAGCCGAGUCGGAGCUCGGUCUGAACUUCUUGAAAACUCUUCCAGCUGCUCAUAACGAGUCUUUGGUGUUUUCACCAGUGUCAAUUGCUUUGGUACUCGCUUUGGUUCAUACUGGAGCACUCGGAAACUCGAAGAAGCAAAUCGAGAACUCACUGCUGAACAAGGCCAAUUGCAACAAUUGUCAGUUCGUGAAUCAUUUUUCGAAUGUUUACAAAAACCUGCAGAAGGGAAUUAAUGGAGUGGAGGUCAACAUAGCAAAUAGACUUUAUUUAAAGAGAGGUUCAACUGCCAAACGAAUGUUCUUAUCUGCCAUUUCUCUGAACUAUGGAUCAGAAGCCCGUGCUUUAGACUUCCGUACCUCGGACGCCAUGCAAAAAAUUAAUGGCUAUGUCAAAUCUUCAACCAAAGGAAAAAUCGAAAGAAUUAUCACUUGCCAGGACUCUAUCAGAAGUGCCAAUGGCCUUCUUAUAAACGCAAUGUCAUUCAAAGGUGGAUGGGAAGAUGGAUUCCCUCAACUUCCAGGAAAACAACUUUUCCAUAAAAAUGAACGUGAGGGUGUUCUAAUGGGAAUGUUAGCAGAUAACAGUAUUCGUGGAUACUCAUCGGAUGACGUCUUCCAAGUGUUAACAUUGAAAUAUGUGGACCCAAGAUUCCAAUUGUCAAUUUUCCUACCAAAACGAAGAAAUGGGUUAAACGAUGCGCUCAAGAAAUUGGACAACCGCAGAUUUGAGAACCUUCUGGAUAAUGUGAAACCAACAUUGGUCAAUACCGAGCUCCCAAAGUUCUCCGUCAAUUAUCGUCUUUCCCUGAAGAACUCCCUCAAGGCGAUUGGAAUCACCGAGAUGUUCUCCGACUUCGCUGAUCUUUCUGGAAUUGCUGAUAAAGCAAAAUUAUCGGAAGGAAUUCACAAAUCCUCUAUUCAGCUCUCCGAAUCCGGUACCGGUACAGGAUGCACAUUCCAAGAUAGUCCAGCAGCGUCACCAGGAAUCGGAGCUGGUGCCACUCCAAACGGAGCCUCUACAUCGAUUGGAUGCGGUGCUACGGUCGCGAAAACCAUCCGCGUCCUUCCAAUAGUUCGUACUGGAAAUCCAUUUCAAUUCAAGGCAGAUCACCCAUUCUUGUUUGCUUUGAGCUAUUUGAAUCAUUCAAUUUACAUGGGCGUAUAUAGAGGGUAA
This is a messenger RNA of Caenorhabditis briggsae, 1185 nucleotides long. The transcript is spliced from 4 exons. Lineage: Eukaryota; Metazoa; Nematoda; Chromadorea; Rhabditida; Rhabditidae. The record is from RefSeq and is a predicted model, not a curated record. Gene Ontology annotation, molecular function: serine-type endopeptidase inhibitor activity. Bases 1 to 1185 code for a protein of 394 amino acids.